UAGACUACCACACGGUGGAGCACAGCCCCAUCAAACGUUGCUGGUUUAAACUCUGAAUUGGAAAACAAAGUUAAAGAUUCCCAACGAGCGCUUAGCCUUUUUUGAUCCACUUUUGGAAAACAAAUUCCUCAAAGCAACAAGUGACUCAGACAUCAACUUUAAUAUAUUGUUAGCCAACUCAGAAGCCCACAUCUUUCAACUUUCCUGAAAAUGCUAAGUACAAAGUAGCUCUUGUUCAAUCCACUGCGCGCGCUUGUGUAGCGAAAACGGAUUGCGAUGAUUGUGUCCAACGUGAGCUUCAGUGGCUGCACGAGGGCCAAUAGCGCGCUGUGUACGGGUGCUGCAGAGAGGCACCUGGAACACAAUUUAUCCCGCACCACUCUCAGCCCGACCGGGAACCUGAUAGUCUCAGUGUGUUUGGGCUUCAUUGGCACCUUCGGAUUCCUCAACAACCUCCUGGUUCUCGUCCUCUUCUGCCGUUACAAGGCGCUGCGCUCGCCUAUCAACUUGCUACUGAUUAACAUUUCAUUCAGUGAUCUGCUGGUGUGUGUGGUGGGAACUCCGUUCAGUUUCGCGGCAAGUACACAGGGAAGAUGGCUCAUAGGAGAAAGUGGGUGUGUAUGGUACGGCUUUGCCAAUUCCCUAUUAGGAAUCGUGUCCCUCAUCUCCCUGGCCGUGCUCUCCUACGAGCGUUACUCUACCAUGAUGGGUCCAACCGAGGCCGACUCCACCAACUACCGGAAGGUAGCCUUGGGCAUCGCUUUCUCCUGGGUCUACUCACUGAUGUGGACCCUGCCGCCGCUCUUCGGCUGGAGCCGCUACGGCCCCGAGGGGCCCGGCACCACCUGUUCCGUGGACUGGAUGACCAAGAACGCCAACAAUGUCUCGUACAUCAUCUCGCUCUUUGUUUUCUGCCUCAUCGUCCCCUUCCUGGUCAUAGUCUACUGCUAUGCUAAACUGAUGCAUGCAAUCAAACAGGUUACCGCCAUCAACACAGCUAUGAGCAGGAAGAGGGAGCAGCGUGUUCUCGUCAUGGUGGUCGUCAUGGUGAUGGUGUACCUGAUGUGCUGGUUGCCAUAUGGGGUCAUGGCCUUGCUGGCCACCUUCGGACGCCCGGGCCUGGUCACCCCCGAGGCCAGCAUCGUCCCCGCGAUCAUGGCCAAGACCAGCACGGUCUUCAACCCUGUUAUCUAUAUCUUCAUGAACAAGCAGUUCCACAGGUGCUUCCGAGCGCUGCUGAGGUGCCAAGAGCCUCAGAGGGGUUCCAGCCUCAGGAACUCCUCCAAGGCACCGCCCAAAGCCGUCCGAGGCAGUGCCCGCAAAACCAACCACCACAACUUAACUUUCAUGGUUGCCUCCCUUGGGCAGCCCACCAGCGACGUCCCCCAGCUGGGGAAUGCAACCCUGGACUUAGCCUUCCCUGCUUACUCUGACAUGGUCAGGCCUACCAUUGUGUCGCUAGUGGCCCACUACAACGGCGGCCUGGGGCCGUCAGGGGUUACAACCCCUAGGAACCAAUUACAGGGAGGGGAGGAGGAUCCAGAGGGGCCGUCAAAGUGGAUUUAGUGCUGCCAGGAUGAUGGACAGCAGGCUAUAAAAUCGGAAUGCCUCCGGACUCUUUGGAAGUGGAGCCGUAGGAGCUGCUAGUGCAUCUUGAGGAAGGACAUCAACCUGUUUGGGUCUGCACAAGCUCAUACAUUCUGUCGUCGUUUACUAGCUCAAAUACGCCUAUGGACCGAGAGUGGGGAGAGAAUGGUGCGAAGAACCCCUAUUUAGUUUGUGCAAUUUCUAAUGUUUUGUAAAAUAUAUUAGUUCCAUGACAUGUCAAUGUGAUUUCACCCUAUGUCAGUGUACCUUUAUAGUGCAAAAAAACAGAGAGAGAUGAAGAGUGUAUUUUUGUAUUGAGCGGAGAUUGGAGUCACAGUUUGAGGGAACUCAUGCAUUGUAUUUCAAGUAUUUUCAGGAGACACGUUUCAAAGGUGUGAAGAUGACAAAGCGCUCAGAAAAAAAAUAAAAACACAAAAGGUAACGAGGAAAUUGAACUGUUAAUGAAUUUUGAGCAUCGAUCUAUUGCUGAAUUCCAUUUUCUAUCAAAUAUCACUCGACACUUAAAACGUACUCAACUGUAGCUAGUCACACGUUACUUGUUGUAUAUCAUUUGUCAUAAACACAGGUAGCAUAUCUGGCAUGUAUUUUUCUUCAUUUUAUGUAAAUAUGCAAAAAAGUACAAAAAACUACUUAAAACGUAUCACCAGGUGAUAAAAUGUGGAGACUGGUGGUCGAGGGUACACCUUGAAAAAAGGGUUCCAAAAAGGUUCUUUGGCAGAACCCUUUUUGGUUCCAGGUAGAACCCUUUUGGUUUCUAUGUUGAACCCUCUGUCUGAAAUUUCAGGCUGUCUUUUCAAACAGCUCUUACACCAAACUUGGCAUUAUCAUCAAUUUCUCAGUAUUAUUCCAACCUCAUAGUGUGAAAAUCACGUUUUUCAUUGCACUGGGCCUUUAAACAACUUUACAGCAAUUAUGAUACAAUAGUUUGUUCAUUUUCAUGUGAAAUAUGAUUGCAGCUUUUAUGAUUUAGGCCUACGAUUAGCUAGGUGUCGAGACAGAAUGUGUCUUACUGUAGACAAGGUUAGAUAUCAACCCACUAAAUUAGAAUCGUUAACAUGGGCGUUACUCGCCACCCAUCAUCUUGAUUGGCGAUCAGAAAGGACCCUUUUUAUCACUACCACUGCAUCCCUGGUUAUUUUUUUUGCCAGUUUGUGUUACCCACAUUUGGUCAAAACAGGGGACUUCCCGAUUAAGCCUACAAUGACGUGAAAUGAUUGUAGUACACUUCUGUCGCAUUGAUACAGUGAUCAUCUAUGAAUUACUGCUAGCCACUUGUACUGCUAGCUAGUUUGUUUACUUUGACUAAUUGGUCUAAUUUGAAUAUCAGUUAAGUACUUUGGGACAUCAAACUAUGAAAAUAAUCCCGUUUACAUCAUACCCAAUUGGGUCUGAAGAAUGUCAAAGGGCUUGUUAUGCCAUGACGGUACAAAGAGAAAGUAGAGAAGUCGUAAGUGAUCAUAUGAGUUUGUAUUACUGGCCUUGAGUCUUACAUCAUUUACUAUAGGUGUUGGACUCCAACUUUUGAGGUUAUACCCAGGGCUUCUGGUGGAAAUGAAAAGGUGGAUUGGCGCACCAGUAAGGAAGCCCAAUGGCCCACUUCAUGUAUAGUGAGUGCUGUAUGAACAAAACACACUUUCUGAAUUAUUUUCAUUUUAACUGGAGCACAUUGUUGUUCAAAUCUGAAGAAAAAAAACCUGGUAAACAUAUAUAUAUUUUUUAUUUAACCUUUAUUUAACUAGGGAAGUCAGUUAUUUUAUUUACAAUGAGCUGACAGGAGUCAUACAUUUGCAUAUUGUAUGAAAUGUGUUUGUUUUCUUUGUGUUGAGGGUCAUAUUCAAAUCAGAGUUGAUGUUACAUUAUUUUUUAUUAACAAUAGAAUGGUUACGUAGGAGUUACUAAAUGCUUGAAUUGACCACGGUGAAUAUGUGUAACCAUUUGUAGUGUAAUGUUAUCUCACUGGGAAAAAAUACAUUCAACACUGUACAUAGAUGUGUCCUCAACUAACUGACCACAGAGACUGUUAACUAUGGACAGACCAGUUACAGGUCGUAAAUACUGUCACACCAAAGUGAGAGGAAUUUCAUACUGUUUUGACGGUUGCGGUUUAAUAAAUACUUUUUUUUUU
This is a messenger RNA of Salvelinus fontinalis (brook trout), 3733 nucleotides long. Its product is annotated as pinopsin-like. The record is from RefSeq and is a predicted model, not a curated record. Bases 277 to 1566 code for a protein of 429 amino acids. Gene Ontology annotation, cellular component: photoreceptor outer segment; membrane. Gene Ontology annotation, molecular function: G protein-coupled receptor activity. NCBI's taxonomy places the organism in Eukaryota, Metazoa, Chordata, Actinopteri, Salmoniformes, Salmonidae. The transcript has 4 exons. Gene Ontology annotation, biological process: G protein-coupled receptor signaling pathway; visual perception.